GUGAGAGACGCAGCCUGGAGGAAGUGACUUCCCGGCACGCCGCCACUCUUGAGCCAGUCUUGCCGGCCCCGCUGGCCCCGGUGCCUUUCCCUGUUGAGUGCGCCGUAGCGCCCGGGCCAUGAGGCGCCUCCGCCCCUACUUGCCUCGGGCUGUGCUGCUGUCGGGCGGUCGGCCUCCUCCCUGGAGCGCCCCGCGGGCCUGGCUGGGCGCCGCGUGCCCGGAGAAGGCGGCUGCGCUCGCGCCGGCGCCGGUGGCGGAGGACUGGGGUCCGGAGCCGGGCUCGUGGCCCGAGCGGCUCGCGGACUUGGUGACGCCGCUGUGGCGCCUGGACUACGAGCAGCAGCUCCGGGUGAAGGCGGAGGCGCUGAGCGACCUCCUAGAGCGCCUCGAGGCUCGCCUGCGCUCUCUCGGGAGCUCGGACGCCGAGGCUGGGGCCCUGCGCUCGCGCCUGCAGCCCUUCCGGCCAUCCCCGGUCAUCGACGGCUACCGAAACAAGUGCAACUUCGCCAUCCGCCAGGGCCCCGACGGUCGGCCCCGGACCGUGGGCUACGUGCUGGGCUCUCGCCGGGAGCAGCAGCUGGUGUGCGUGCAGCCCGGGCACCUGAAGCACAUUCCCGAACGGCACCAGCGCGUGGCCCGCUGCUAUCAGGUCUUCCUGGAGCAGAGCCCGCUCGAGCCCUACCUGGAGCCGCACGGCUGCGGACACUGGCACGACCUCACGGUCCGCAGCACUGGCCGCGGCCACACCAUGGCCAUCAUUGCCUUCCACCCGCAGCAGCUGCCGCCCGACGAGCUCCGGCCUCACAAGCAGCAGCUGAAGGAGUUCUUCACCCAGGGCCCCGGUGCCGAUUGUGACUUGAGCUCCCUUUAUUUCCAGGAGAAUGUCCAGUGCGGCCAGCAGCAGCCCAACUACCAACUCCUGGCUGGGGAGCCGCACAUCUUCGAAGACCUUCCGGGCCUGAAAUUCCGCAUCUCUCCAGGUGCCUUUUUCCAGAUUAAUUCUGCUGCUGUUGAGGUUCUCUACGGGGUGGUGGGAGAGCUGAGCGGGGUGGACCCCAAUACUCUUCUCCUUGACCUUAGUCAAGGAACUGGGGCCACCAGCCUCUCCCUGGCUCAGCGCACAGCCCAGGUCCUGAGCACUGGGCUGGUGGGGCAGGCGGUGGAGGACGCCAGAUGGACUGCGGCUUUCAAUGGAAUCACCAAUUGGGAAUUCCAUGCCGACCAGGUGGAAAAUAUAGUGCCACAGCUUUUAAAGUCACAGGAGACUGGUCAGUCCCUAGUGGCCAUGGUGGACCCAUCCCGGACUGGACUGAACAACCAAGUGGUCCAGGCUAUUCGCAAUUGCAGAGCCAUCAGGACGCUGAUUUUUGUUUCCUGCUACCCCAGUGGGAAGGCCAAAAGAAACUUCCUUGAGUUGUGCUGCCCCCCAGACCCUGGCAAGGAUCUCUUGGGCGAGCCUUUUGUCUUGAGACAAGCUGUGCCUGUGGACAUGUUUCCACACACCGUACACUAUGAGUUGGUGCUUCUCUUCACCAGGUGACUGACUGAUCUCCUCAAGCCCCCUCGAUGUCAGGACUCAGCAGGCUCUCUCCUUCAAGGACUGAGUGUUAAGAUUGUGCCUGGUGUGGCAGGCCCUGGACUGACCAUGCUUGCAGAAGCUAAACAUGGAUCAGGUUCUGUUCUAACCACAGUUGAGACUGCUGUGGUGGGUUCUGGGAACCAGAGAGUGGUGGCAGCAAGAGUUUGGGGCUGUUGGGCAAACUGCUGUUAGAUUCCAAGUCAAGCUUUGCCAGAGAAGGAGACAGCUUAGCAGCUAUAGAGCUGUGGCUGCUGGCAGGACCAUGCCUGAGCCAAGGUGCUGGAGCUGCCUUCACUGAAGUUUUCAUUCCCUUACUCUUGGCUAUAGAAAAUAGCCUAAACUUCCUAUGUUGUUCUCUUGUUCAGUUGCUUCCAACUCUACCCUAUGGUUUGCCUUUUCCUUCUCCAGGUCAUUUUACAGUUGAGGAACUGAGGCAAACAGGGUGAAGUGACUUGCUCAGGAUCACACAGCUAGUGUUUGAGGCUGGAUUUGAACUCAGGAAGAGAAGUCUUCAGGACUUUAGGCCCAGCACCACCUAGCUACCUCUUACUAAGUAGCGCUGAGCUGAAGCCACGGACAUGUUCAAUAUCUGAACUUUUUUGAGAGGGGGAAAUGAAAUGAGGCAGUACUCACAAAGAACACUGGCCACGAUUAAGUUCUGUUACUUUAUUGUUUGUCCUAAAUAAAAAUUAUAUUGUUUCCAUAGCA
Messenger RNA from Trichosurus vulpecula (common brushtail), 2287 nucleotides. Its product is annotated as tRNA (uracil(54)-C(5))-methyltransferase homolog. The transcript has a single exon. Gene Ontology annotation, molecular function: tRNA (uracil(54)-C5)-methyltransferase activity, S-adenosyl methionine-dependent. NCBI's taxonomy places the organism in Eukaryota, Metazoa, Chordata, Mammalia, Diprotodontia, Phalangeridae. Gene Ontology annotation, biological process: RNA processing. The record is from RefSeq and is a predicted model, not a curated record. The coding region runs from base 119 to 1540 and encodes 473 amino acids.